CAGGUGAGCUGGGUUUUCAUCCUCAGGUGAGUCCGGGUCCAGCAUGGAGAGGCUCAGGUGUAUCGGAGGCUGCGUGCCCAUGUUUCUGGUCGCCGUGGUCUUUGACGUCAUCGGUCUGGUUCUCCUCUUCAUCGGGAUCUUCGCCAACCUCCGCAUCGAGGGCCGCUUCUACGGGGACUUCCUGAUCUACACCGGAUCCCUGAUCGUCUUCUUCAGCGUGGGGCCCUGGCUCAUGUGGUACGUGGGGAACGUGCAGGUCUCUGUGGAGGACGGGUCCAAGAAGAGGGGCAGCACCAUAGUCCGCCUGGCCCGGAAACUGUCCGAGAGGCUGAGCCAGAAACUGCGAGGGGAGGACAAGACGGUCAGAGGAGUCCCGGACCACCUGGAAGACCACGGAAACCAGGUGAGCCCAGCCCCGCACAAAGCCAGCAGGGUCACCUGGGGGAGAGCGACAGCCUAUCAGAACGGAGGAUUCGACGGGACCCUGGACCCGAAGGACCCGGACAAGAAGGAGGACGAGGGGAAACAGGAGAUGAUCCUCCAGAUUUAGAGACGGGGUCGGGGUCUGCUUUAGAC
Molecule: messenger RNA, 576 nt
Organism: Cheilinus undulatus (humphead wrasse)
Lineage: Eukaryota; Metazoa; Chordata; Actinopteri; Labriformes; Labridae
Product: transmembrane protein 238-like
Exons: 1
Coding region: 44-550 (168 amino acids)
Source: RefSeq, a predicted model, not a curated record